AUGGAGCCUCUAGACGGGUCCGCGGACACUGUCCAUCCGGAAGUGCGGGCGCACGUCAACUCGCUCGUCUCUGCGCUCGGUGGCAUCAGUGCCGAUGGCGACGGCCAAUAUCAGCUCGGCGACGACGCCCUCGAGGUGCUCCGCGACAUCAAACGAUGGAUCCGCUUCUACGACGAAAAGACGAACCGCAUGGACGUGGCACGAUGUAUCCGCGACGCCAACCUCGUCGAGGGCGACCUGUUGCCCAUCCUCGCGCAGUGGCCCGAGAACGCCAUGGACAACCGCUUCAAGGCCCGGAUCGCGCUGUCGUGCUUCGAGGUCAUGGUCCCGCUGACUUGGCCCAUGGAGCGCGACAAGGAGCGCAUGACGGUCAACCACCACCGCCACAUGCCCGUCCUGGAACUGGCGCAGGUGCAGUACAAGCGCGCCAUCAUCAACUUUGACGGCGCCCGCAUCCUCCACACUGCGGUACGCGCUGCUCUUCCCUCCAUGGCCAUACCCGCUGGCGACCGCACGCCCCGCGACCAGGGCAUCAUCAAGCUCGUUCUUUUCUUCCUCCGCAACAUGGCCAUGAUUACGCCACCGCCCGACGUGAAAUACGACGGAGACGAAACCCAGAUAUCGAGAUCGGCUACGAUCGAUGCAUUCUCCUACCAAGACAUCUUCAUCUUCAUCCUGACACUGGCGUCCAACAUGGGCGACGAGUUCCGCACCGAGGACACGACCGUCAUGGAAAUCAUAUACCACCUCGUCAAGCGCGUCGAUCAGCAGAAGCUCUUCAUGAACGAGCAGCAACUGAAUAAGGCCAAGGCCGGCGAGCUGUCUGCCAUGAUGAACAAGGAAUCGGCGAUGCUCAAGGCGUACAACCGCAAGGGCCCGACGCGGCAUAACCGGUUCGGGACCAUGGUCUGGGUCCAGCGCGACGACGGCAAGAUGUCGUCGCUCUCGGGACAGGACGCGCUGGCAGACGCAACGACGCGGAACCAAAAGAUUGAUAGCAGCAAGACGUUCAAGCCUCCUCGGCGGGCGAGGAAGGAGAACAAGGAUGAGCGCGAGCUGGGCCUCCCGCCGAAGCUCAACGCGCGGGCCAACGACCAGCUCCGCGGUUUCGUGGAAGAGUUCCUCGACUCGGGCUUCAACCCGCUAUUUCAGCAUGUGCGGAAGACCAUCGACCGCGAAGCUCCCCACGUGAUGCAGUAUCACAGGCGGCAAUUCUUCUACUUGGUGGCCUGGUUCCUUGAAGCCGAGCGCGUGAGACGAGCCUCUAAGAAGGGCGCCAGUCGGAGCGAGAGCGAUGUCAGCAGCUUCAACCUGGUGGCCGGCGUGCUGAAUCAGGAAAUGUUCAUCACGCUCAACCGGGCGCUGCACGAGUCGUACGACUUCAAGGACUGGCAGGAGCUGACGGCCGUGAUGCGAUGCUUUACACAGAUCCUCUUGACGGUACAGGAGAUGUCGGCGUGCGGCAACGACGACGACGAGGAAAUCGCCGAAAACGUGCUGAGCCGCUUGUUCUACGAAGAGUCGACGCACGACGCUAUUGCAAACAUCAUCCGUGGCUACAAGGACCAAGGCUUCGACUACCUCGAUGCCGCUACGGAGCUAGUGCACAACUACUUGCGCAUCCUGGAGGCCUACUCGAAGCAAAACGUCGACAUGCAGGUGCGGUCGCGCAAGCGGACACGACGCAAGAAGCGAGACGCUCAGGUGGUGGAGGGAGAAGACAACACGGAGGAGAAUGACGACUCGGCAGAUGACGAGCAAGACGCCGAGCGCACUUCCAAAGAGCGCAAGUUUGACUUUCACAGAUUCGCGGCCCGGUUCACGCCGCAGGGUGUGGUGGACACGUUUACGACGUUCACCAAGUACUACCGGGAUCUGAGCGAGGCACAGCUGAAGCGUGCGCACCGGUACUUCUACCGUCUCGCGUUCAAGCAGGACAUGAGUGUCAUGCUGUUCCGGGUAGACAUCAUCCACCUGCUGUACAACAUGGUCAAGGGGCCUGAGCCGCUCGACAAGUCGUCGAGCUCGUUCAAGGACUGGGAGGAGCUGGUGAAGCAGAUCCUGCGCAAGUGCUUCAAGAAGAUUGAGGAGCGGCCGGAGCUGGUGGUGGAGAUGCUCUUCAGCAAGCUGCAGGGCAUCGCCUUCUUCCUCGAGUACGGGUACGAGCGGCAGACGGCGGCCAGCAAGGCCAAGGCGCGGCCGGCGACGGAACUCGAGUUUCGGCACACCGAGGAGCGCGACCGGCAGGUGGCGAUUGUGGUGGGAGCGAUGCUGGACAGAAACGAAAACGACCUUAUCGACUGGGUGAAGCGCGUGCUGUCGGAUGCCGAGAACGAGCGGCGGUCAUGGGUGGCGGCGGAGCAGGCUCUGCCGUCGGUCGAGGACCCCUUUGAGGAGGAAUCGGCGGGGGACAAGGAGCCAAAGAAGCCUCCCAUGAUAACCAUACGCCCCGACGACCAAACCCGUCGGACAGCCAUGUUCAAGAACUCAUAUCUCCGCCUGCUCAUGACGGUGUGCGGCUUUCAACGGCUCGGUCCUGCCUCAGAAGAGACGGCCGAGUCUGUGUGGAUCGUCCCAGACGACAUUGCCGCGGACCAUCUCAAGGACUCGCUGCACUUCAUCAACCAGGCCGAGUUCAGCCCGCCAACGUUUGAAGACGGCGUCCUCGCAGAGCACCAGCUACGCCGCAAGACGGUGCCGCGCAAAAAGGCCGCCUUCGACGACGACGAAGACGGCGACGACGCCGCGCUCGAAGACGAGUUCCUCUUCCCCGCCGGCGGACCGACCGAGCACCGCGCCAUCGACGCGCCCAAGAAGGCCAAGAAGACGCGCCGCCGCCGCCGCAAGGACAGCGCCGAGCCGCCCGACGAGGCGGAGCUGGACGAAAAAGCCCGCCGCCGCCGCGAAAAGGAGCUCGAGAAGGCGCGGCGCAUCAAGUCGGCGCUGUACGUGCGCGAGGGCGACGACGAGUUCGACUCGGACGAGGACGAGGCCUUUUUCGCGCGUGAACGUGCCAUUGCCGAGCGUGCGAGGAAGGCGGCCGAGUCGGCGAGAGGGGAGCUCGAUCGAGACAUUACGGCGUCGACGGCGGGUCGCAAGAAGCGCAAGUCGGAGGCGCUGCUUGCGGUUAGCGACGACGAGGAGGACGACGAUGAGGACGACGACCUGCGGUUUGCGCAGCGGGUGCUGUCUAGCCAGGAGGAGCCGGCGGAGAGCGACACGGAUGAUACGCCGAUGGAUGUCAGCGAGGGAGAGGGUCGCAAGAGGAGGCGGCUGAGUGACGAGGCAGAUGGAGAGCAGGAAGAAGACGGCGAUGUGGACAUGGACGUGGAUGGAGUAGCAGCAAAGCAGCCGGACAGCGCUGCUGCCGAUGGAGAUGGCGACGGCGCCGCGGAUGGGGACGACGCACCGGUGGUGGUAACAAGACGGCCGCGGGUGAGGGGCGGCUUCGUCGUGGACAGCGACGAUGAUGACUAA
Messenger RNA from Purpureocillium lilacinum, 3477 nucleotides. RefSeq names its product topoisomerase 1-associated factor 1. Gene Ontology annotation, biological process: replication fork arrest; DNA replication checkpoint signaling; DNA repair. Gene Ontology annotation, cellular component: replication fork protection complex. Gene Ontology annotation, molecular function: DNA binding. The record is from RefSeq and is a predicted model, not a curated record. Lineage: Eukaryota; Fungi; Ascomycota; Sordariomycetes; Hypocreales; Ophiocordycipitaceae.